Molecule: messenger RNA, 2133 nt
Organism: Bombina bombina (fire-bellied toad)
Lineage: Eukaryota; Metazoa; Chordata; Amphibia; Anura; Bombinatoridae
Gene: CCDC195
Product: coiled-coil domain containing 195
Exons: 3
Coding region: 78-461 (127 amino acids)
Source: RefSeq, a predicted model, not a curated record
CCUCUAUAUAAUCUCUUGCGCAUGCGCAGUUGCGCAAUGGGGACGACGCUCUGGUGGGAUCGCAACCAGGUACAAAAAUGACUGUUCGUCGAUAUUCCAUGUCCUCAUCAGUUCUUCAUAAUAUGGGUUAUUAUAAACAAGGUAUCUACAAAAAGAGGCAUUCCAGUAGCUCAACACUGGACCUGAACAGUUCUGUACAGAUUAAUGACACAAUGGAAGCUCCAGAGAAACAAGCGAACUCAGAAAAGGAAAGUACUGCAUCUGAUAGUGUACUGGCUACUGAAAUCCCCAAAGCAAGAUCCUUCCAGGAAUAUAUGCACAGAUGCAGGGGCAAAGUAAAGGCUGUAACAUUCCUGAUGCCGAUGGACAUGAGAGAGUACAAUGAAAAUCAAAUGACUUUCCAGGACCCACAAAAUCAGAGCUCAAAUCACUUAAGUACCAUCAUUGAAAAGGAUCCAUGACCUGUGAAUUUUUUAAGACUGACUCAUUAUGAUGAGCUGGCACUGAAAUGAUAGCUGGGGAUGAGGUUACUCAGCAAUAGGUGUAAGCCGUCUCAUAUGGACAAAACAAUCGCUUUGGGUCUCUAAGCUUUUGUUAUUAGAAACCUGAGGACAUUCAAAACAGCAUAAUGCUGUUAUCUUACAUAUAUCUGUUCAGCAAUCUCAAUAGCAUAAAUUCUUUUAUUUAACUUUUGUAGUUGUUACUAUAUACAAUGUGCCCUUUGAUAACAACAAAAGGUCAGUUUUAUAAUGUCAUAUAAGGAAAUGUAUUUAUCUUUUGUUCAUAAAGAAAUUAAAUAAACAAGUGUUACUUUAUGUUAAAAAGUAAUGGAUACAAAACAAUAUUCUUUUCUAAUAAACAGGAAAGAUGCAUAAGAAAGUCUGUAAGAUCCAUAGUGCUUAGCAUAUAAUUAUUUUGCGGGUUUUACAGCCAGAAGUAAUAUUUUUUAAUGCCUCAUUAUUUGCUGCACAUUUAUAAUAGAAGAAAACCCAUUUUUCUAUUUUUUUUACUUUGCUUAAAAGAAUUGUAUUUAGGGCUAGAUUACAAGUGGAGCGCUAAUUUAUCACACACCUGCCAAACGGGAAAAUUUGCCCGUUUACGGGCACGCAAUAAAUAAUCAGCCUUUACAAGUGGCUGGUUAAUACUACCACAAGCUCGAGGUAGCAAUAAGAAUUUAUAAAAUUAACCAGAGAUCUCAUCUCUGGUUAAUUUUAUAAAUGUGCCCAAAAUGGCCCCAAAAUACAGUAUAGUGUAUUUAAAAAAAAAAAAAAAAAUUGUAGCAAUUUUAUUUUUUAAUAAAUUAACUGCACUAGGCAGUAUUUUGGGGGUAAAGUUGGCAGGAGUGGGGUGUUAGAACGAGGCUCCCAUUGGAGCCAAUGGAAGCGUGCUCCCGUGAGUACAAUGCAAACGUGUCAACAUGUAAUACCAGUGUACAUUAGCGUGCGCUGGUAUUACUCAGUAGAGCGCAAAUAUCGAUUUCACAAAAGUAAUAUUUAGCACUCCACUUAUAAUCUGGCCCUUAAUCUGUUUCAAUACAACCAAUGUAACAUUGUAAGCAUCAUCUUUAAUAUAUAUAGGAGCCUCCUGUACCUUGUGCCUGUGUGUCAUGCUUAUCACAAGCAAGUCAAAGGCCAGGGAUGGGACAUUUUUCUAUUUUCUGUGCUGAUGAUAACAUUUCAUGCUCAUAAGAUAGAAACAGUGACAUCAUUUGUAGGGUGGACUAGUUAAACACAGCAGACAUCAAAGCUGUAGGUAUGAGUAAUGUAAUUUGUUCCUGCAGAUAGUGAAUUUCACUCCAUCCAACUCAUAGUAAAGUAGUUCUGGGGUGUCAAGUUCUGUUUAAUAAAACAUUUUCAUGCAAUCUUUUAAGAUAAUUAAAUCACCUUAUUCAAGAUUAAUGCUUAAAGUAUAGUAAUAAUUUAUAUGCCCGAAGUGUAAUAAAGAGAAGCAACUAAUUAUAUGACUUGAUAAACAAAAACUUUUGUGAUAUAGCAAUUAACAAAACAUUUCUAGUUUUUCCAACAUAACUUUACAGAUGUGUACAGAGAACGUGUCAUUGACAUUAUUUAUGUUAUUUAUAUAUAUAGGAAACAUUCAAACAAAAAGAAAAUAUAAAGUAAUUUCCUACUAUCA